Pecten maximus is the source of this 2123-nucleotide messenger RNA. Its product is annotated as COPII coat assembly protein SEC16-like. The transcript is spliced from 7 exons. The record is from RefSeq and is a predicted model, not a curated record. NCBI's taxonomy places the organism in Eukaryota, Metazoa, Mollusca, Bivalvia, Pectinida, Pectinidae. Bases 267 to 2123 code for a protein of 618 amino acids. Gene Ontology annotation, molecular function: ubiquitin-protein transferase activity.
AUCAUGCAUCACUAUCAUCAUCAUCAUGCAUCAUUAUCAUCAUAUAUCAUCAUCAUCAUGCAUCAUAUAUCAUCAUCAUCACGCAUCAUCAUCAUUAUAGUCAAACACAUCUGGUUAUAGCUCAUAUAACACCUGAUAUAAGUAUUUUAAGACUAGUUAAUUCUGCUACAUUGAAUGUCAUGAAAAUCAAUGCAUAAAUUCUCAAUGAUUUGGACAGAAAAGGAAACAAAUGCUCAGUAUCUUCAUGUGAUGCUCCUAGGAUUGGAAUGUUUGAAGAUCAGGAUGGAUCAUUCAAGAGAAGGGGAAGAAAGCCUAAAGAAUGGAAGUUUCUUGUUUUCCUCCUAAGCAAGGCAAACGAUGACUUCCUACCAUCAGCUGGGGAAAUCAACCGACUGCAACGCUGUGGAUAUGUUUCUGCACCAGUGACCGUGCCUCCACCUACAGUUUCUGCCCCAGUGACUGUGCAUCCUCCUCCUUCAGUUUCUGCACCAGUGACUGUGCAUCCUCCACCUACAGUUUCUGCCCCAGUGACUGUGCAUCCUCCUCCUUCAGUUUCUGCACCAGUGACUGUGCAUCCUCCUCCUUCAGUUUCUGCACCAGUGACUGUGCCUCCUCCGCCUACAGUUUCUGCACCAGUGACCGUGCCUCCUCCACCUACAGUUUCUACACCAGUGACCGUGCCUCCUCCUCCUACAGUUUCUGCACCAGUGACCGUGCCUCCUCCACCUACAGUUUCUGCACCAGUGACCGUGCCUCCUCCACUUACAGUUUCUGCACCAGUGACCGUGCCCCCUCCGCCUACAGUUACUGCACCAGCGACCGUCUUUACACCGGUACAAUCAUCAAUACCAGAGACCGAAACUGAGCCAUAUCCAGUACCAGAUCCUGUUCACAUUGCUGAUGUGACCGAUGCUCAGAUGGAUAUGUCUCAUGACUCUUUUUUUGAACAUACACCUGUUAUUUCAUUUAGACGGAGACGAGCAGCAAGCAUAAGGGCACGAGCAACAAUUAGAGAAAAUGCAGCAGCCAUUAUGAUGACAUCAGGAUCUUCUGGAUCUGCAUCACUAAUAUCAUCUCCAGUGUCACAACCAACAUCUCCUCUUCGACUCAAUAUUGAUAGUCCACCGAGAAUACCACCAUUACCAUCCCUUGAGAGCUCUCCACAAGCAUCACAACAGUCAAAUCUUGAUACAGUCCUUAGUCAGCUCCAUGGCCUACUCUGUGGCAGUAAACCUGUAGCUGUACGCAGGGAUCAUGUGGUGGAGGACAUGAUGGAGCUUUACAAGGAUACCAACCUUCUUCUACAUAUGUUAAGCGUGUCAUUUGAAGGAGAGGAGGGCCAGGAUGCAGGCGGGCUGACUAAAGAUGUCUUCACUGCAUUUUGGGAAAGUGCCUACACAAAAUAUUUUAGUGGGGAAGAUGUACUGGUACCAUUCAUACCUCCUCACAGAUAUUGUGAAGGCAUUUCGGUUUUUCCCAUACUUGGAAGGAUAUUUUGUCAUGGCAUUGCCUUGACAGGAUUCCUUCCAGUUAGGAUCAGUCGAACUGUCCUAAUUUCCAUAGCUUAUGGGCCGAUGGUGAUGGAUGAGAAAAUCCUGCUGGAUGAUUUCCUAUCCUUCAUCUCGGAACAUGAGCGGAAAUUGACAAGUAAGGGACUUGACUCUUUUGACACUCUGACUCAAGGAGAGACCAGCCAAUUGAUUGACAUGUUUGCUAGGUUUAACAUGGCUGUGGUACCUACAAGGAACACAUUUCAGCAGCAUGUGUUAAACUUAGCAGUGUGUGAGUUAACUGGUAGGCCUUCCUUCCUUUGCAGCCAGAUGAGAUCUGGCAUUCCUGAUCUUUAUCAGGAUGUCUUUUUUCAUCCGAUUGCAAAGGAAGGUCUUGUGUCACUGUGUGACAGACUUCAGCCAACUCCCUCACGUGUCGCUGAUCUGUUGAGGACUGAUCAUGAGUUGCAACCUGAAGGAGACAGGAUAUAUGGGAAUGUUUUAGACCUUCCACUGGAGUACAAUACACUGCAGGAGUUUAAGAGGGAAUUUCUGUGCAGUAUUGAUUUCAUUGAAACUUGUUUAACAGGGUUGAGGAAAUGCAUAGUCAGCAGCUGUAUUUUAGGACAAUAA